AUGAUGCUGUGGACAGUGCUAUUGAUCCUUGGUUUGUUCAGCACACAAAUUGCUAUUGCAAAAAAAGCCAUAAUGCACCUCAGCCCUCCAUGGACCACUAUCUUCAGUGGGGAAAAUGUGACUCUGACUUGCCAUGGAAUCAACUCCUUCACAUCAGGCACAAUAUGGUGGUACAAAAACCAACAAUUGCAAAGAAUUUGGUCUACCGUCAGCAUUCAGACUAAUCAAGCUGGAGAGUACAGAUGUCAGACUCAGGACUCAGCCCUCAGUGACCCUGUGAACCUGGUAGUUUCUUCUGAUCUGCUGAUCUUGCAGACCCCAUAUUCUGUGUUUGAAGGAGACACAUUGGUCCUGAGAUGCCGAGGACGUGAUGGUGGUGGGACAAUCACAAACAUGACAUACUAUAAGGAUGGAAGGAUAUUUUCUUAUUUCCUUAAACACUCUGAUUUCUCCAUCUCACGAGUUGGCUUAAGUUACAGUGGCAAAUAUCACUGCACAGGAGUUUUUACGUAUAUAAUAGUUCCUUGGGAAAAAAGUUCAAGAAAAGUAGACCUUCAAGUCCAAGAAUUGUUCACACCUCCAAAGCUGAAAAUGGUAACUUCUGAGCCUACAGAGGGAACUGCAGUAACGCUGAGCUGUGAGACCCAGCUCUCUCCACAGAGGUCAGAUACCAAACUGCACUUCUCCUUCUUCAGAGAUGGCAGGGUCAUCACAUCAGGCUGGAAGAAGUCUCAUGUGUUCCAGAUUCCAGCCAUCCAGAUAGAAGACUCAGGGUCAUACUGGUGUGAGGCAAAAGCUGUGACUUUGAAUAUUCGGAAACAGAGCAGCUACAUAAAGAUCAGUGUGAAAAGAAUCCCUAUCUCUGGCAUCCUCAUGGAGAUCCAACCUACUGGGGGGCAAGUGACUGAAGGAGAGAAGCUGGUCCUCAUCUGCUCGAUAGCUCAGGGCACAGGGAACAUCACAUUCUCCUGGCACAGAGAGGGCAUUAAUGCAAGUCUGGAAAAGAAGAUUCAACAUUCUCUGGAGGAGAAGUUUGUGCUCCCUACAGUGACUGAGAAUGAUGCAGGGAAGUAUUACUGUACUGCUGACAACAACAUCAGCACCAUCAGCAGUCUGAUGUCAAACGUCAUUGUGAAAAGUAGAAAUCUCUCCUCCCCAUUCAACUCAAGUGUAAAGAUUGAUCACUUAUCUCUUGGACUCAUUGUGACCCAGUUCAUUGUGAUUGUACUCGCUGCUUCUGUACUUCUAUUUUUCUUUGGACCUUGGAGUAAGCCAGGCAUACCUCAAAGAGAAACAUUGCCAGUUCAGUUCCAGACCACUUCAGUAAAAUAAUUAUUACAAUAAAG
Messenger RNA from Antechinus flavipes (yellow-footed antechinus), 1346 nucleotides. RefSeq names its product Fc receptor-like protein 4. Gene Ontology annotation, biological process: cell surface receptor signaling pathway. The transcript has 8 exons. Bases 1 to 1332 code for a protein of 443 amino acids. The record is from RefSeq and is a predicted model, not a curated record. Gene Ontology annotation, molecular function: transmembrane signaling receptor activity. Lineage: Eukaryota; Metazoa; Chordata; Mammalia; Dasyuromorphia; Dasyuridae.